GUGUGUGUGUGUGUGUGUGUGUGGUGUGUGUGUGUGUGUGUGUGUGUGUGUGUGUGUGUGUGUGUGUGGUUGCUUUGAGGACCAUUCCCUUGGAUCACUCCUGGUUCCUGUGCGUCAUCAUCCCCAUCAAAUAUCAGUGUUUUAUUCGCUUUUCUGAUGCAGACCUUUCAUAUUUCAUCCCAUGAAAUGCAAGUCCUGAAAUGUACAUAUGUUCAAAAUGUACAGGUGAAAUUGAGGUGGAGUGAGUAUGCAAGGUUCUGUGCUCGAUGUAGGAUUGAUGUUUUUGAAACUACUGUAGGCUACUCAGUUCAUUGAAGUCAUGCAAUAUUAAAAUUGAGAGAAGCCAACUAAUUAUUUUACAAGGCGCAGGUCAUCAAAUGUAAGAAUUAACACUUACUGCCUUUUAACUGAUUGUUUUUCAUUGUUUCAUUCUUGUGAUUUGCACGUUUUUGUACUAAUGACUAAAUGUGUUUGUUUUUAUUUAUUUUGAGGGUACUGAAUUUAAAAGCUGUCAUAUAUUGUGUACAUUUAAUUUCAUGGUUGUAGCGUUAUGUUGGACGGGUUUUCGUGCUGAAAAUAAAGCUGCUUUGCAGAUGAUGCGGAUGAGGUGUCGUAGGUUCUCCUUUCCAAUGCCAGCGGUGUUGUGUGUUCAGAAUCAGAAUCAGAAUCAGAAAGGUUUUUACUGCCAAGUAGGUUUUCACCUACGAGGAUUUUUUUUUGUGGUACGUUGGUGCAAACAAUAAACAUACACAAUAAACAAUAAACAAUACACAUAUUAAGUUACAGCAGGAGUGUGCAAAAAAGGGAUUAGAGUCCGUGUUGGGGGGCGGAGAGGAUACCGUUUCUACGGGCGGGCAACAACACAUGUGUCUUUUCAGCCAUGUGCUUGGAGCUCUCAGUACCCCGUUAGCAGAGCUGAGUUCGUUGGUGAAAGCCGCACCCUAAUCAAGUGAUGAUCUGAUCUGAUUCAACCCGUUUUUCUCGCGUCAAUGGGGCUGUGUAAGCAUCUGAGUCGUCAUUAAUAAACCUGCAAAUUCCGCACGUUUGCGUCCUCUUACGAUGAGCGCGGUUACAGUGUUUCGCGGUAAAUAUUCAUUUGGACACACACGUUAGCUUCGCAUACUGCGCGAGGUAACAGGUGCGCGCUGUUUGGCGCGUUGAGCUUUUUUGUCUCGCAUACAGAGCGUGACGCAGGCGAGGGUUCGAGAGCAUGUUCUACCGUUACUACACCAAGGCGCGGGUUUUACGUGCUGUCAAUGUUGCUCUCGCGUCUACGUGCGAGUAGGGGGGGGGGGAAGCUCGAGGAGGGAGAAACGAGAGCGCCAACCCAGGGGAGCGCAUUCGCGGAUACAGGGUGCAUGCGCACAAGCUGCUCGUUCAAGCAAGCAGCGCCCACAUCUCAAACGAGCUUCGUUUAGUGCCAUCAUUUCAGUUCAGCCGUCGCCCGCUCCUCCGCAGCGCUCCCCGCACGCGUGUAUAUCUCAGUGGACUAUCCGACCCCGAAAAUAUCGAACACCAAAUGUUGCGUUGGGAUGUACACGACACGGCUCGUCUCUAGAUGGGAUUUAAAACACAACGGCGUUUUGCGAGUUUCUAAAGGCACGCGUUUGUCGGGGAGGAUACCGAGAGUGGCUGUUGGUCUGCGCGAGCUAUGGGAUUAAGACGAUCGAAGAAAAGUUGGAAGUUGUAAAGAUCGUAUCUCCGCGUUGGAUCAAUACCAUGGAGAGGUAGAUCUCGAAAUACUGACAUAUCAGGAAGGUGCACGUAUCGACAAACACCGGGAAAGGAGAUGUACAGAGUUUGGAUUUUCCUUAUUCUUAUAGAAGAGGGAUUUGGACUGGCGCAAAGAUCGCAAGAAACACACCACAACGAUGGCGAUCCGGCGGCCAACGGGGAGCAGUGCGGGGUGUGGACACGCAACAUCAACGGAGGCCAGUUCACCUCGCCCAACUACCCCGACACCUACCCGCCCAACAAGGAGUGCGUCUACAUCCUGGAGGCUCUCCCUCGCCAGAGGAUCCAGCUGACCUUCGACAAGAACUACUACGUGGAGCCGUCGUUCGAAUGCCGCUUCGACCACAUCGAGGUCCGGGACGGGCCCUUUGGGUUCUCCCCCCUCAUCGACCGGUUCUGCGGGCCCAAGAGCCCCGGCGUGGUCACCUCCACGGGCCGCUUCAUGUGGAUCAAGUUCACCAGCGAUGAGGAACUCGAAGGCCUGGGGUUCCGCAUCAAAUACACCUUCAUAGCAGACCCAGAUUUCCAUCUGCACGUGGGCGGACUGCUGAAUCCCAUUCCAGAUUGCCAGUUUGAGGUUGAAGGUUCUGACGGCGUGGUCCGCUCCAGCCAGGUGGACGAGGACAAGAUUAAAAUGGACGAGGACCUGGACUGCAUCUGGACCAUCCGCGCCCCACCCCAGUCUAAGAUCUACCUGCGGUUCCUGGAGUAUCAGAUGGAGCACUCCAACGAGUGCAAGAAGAACUUCGUGGCGGUGUACGACGGCAGCAGCGCCAUCGAGAACCUGAAGGCCAAGUUCUGCAGCACGGUGGCCAACGACGUCAUGCUGGACACGGGCGUGGGCGUGGUGCGCAUGUGGGCCGACCGCAACAGCCGCCUCAGCCGCUACCGCAUGCUCUUCACCUCCUUCGUGGACCCUCCCUGUUCCGGAAACACCUUCUUCUGCCACAGCAACAUGUGCAUCAACAACUCACUGGUGUGCAACGGGGUCCAGAACUGUGUGUACCCCUGGGAUGAGAACCACUGCAAGGAGAGGAAGUCCAAGGGCCUAUUCCACCAGAUCACCAAGACGCACGGCACGGUGAUCGGCAUCUCCACGGGCGUGGUGCUGGUUCUGCUCAUCAUCUCCAUCCUGGUGCAGAUGAAGCAGCCGCGCAAGAAGGUGGUGUCGCGCCGCCCCGCCGUCUUCAACAAGGCCGGCUUCCAGGAGGUCUUCGACCCGCCGCACUACGAGCUCUUCUCCCUGCGCGACAAGGAGCUGUCCUCCGACCUGGCCGACCUCUCGGACGAGCUGGAGAGCUUCCACAAGCUGCGCCGCUCCUCCACCAUGUCACGCUGCGUCCACGAGCACCACUGUGGCGCCCAGCACGCCCCCCACGCCCCCGCCUCCGCCUCCGCCACCGCCACCGCCACCGCCACCUCCGCAGUCUCGUCAGCGGGGGGCAGCAUGAAGCAGAGUCGCACCACGCUCAGCUCCAUGGAGCUCUCGUACCACAACGACUUCUCCAAGCCGCCGCCGCCCAUGAAGACCUUCAACAGCUGCUCCAGCACCGGCAGCGGCAGCAUGGGCACCUACAAGAAGGGUUGCUACGGCUACGCCAAACAGACUCACGACUGCGCCAGCGCGGGGGUGGGGGCCGAGCAGGCGAUGGAGGACCGCGUGAUGGAGGAGAUCCCGUGCGAGAUCUACGUGCGCGGCGGGAGCGUGGCAGGGACCGCGGGCAGCAUCGGCAGCGGCUGCGGCGGCACGCUCACCAUCCGUAACCAUGGCAGCGUGAGGAACAGUGCCAGCGUGGUGGACCCCGGCCAGCGCUCCAUGUCCAUGGACUUUUAAAACAGGAGAGAGAGG
This is a messenger RNA of Clupea harengus (Atlantic herring), 3583 nucleotides long. RefSeq names its product neuropilin and tolloid-like protein 2. Gene Ontology annotation, cellular component: postsynaptic density. The record is from RefSeq and is a predicted model, not a curated record. The coding region runs from base 1790 to 3568 and encodes 592 amino acids. Lineage: Eukaryota; Metazoa; Chordata; Actinopteri; Clupeiformes; Clupeidae. Gene Ontology annotation, molecular function: ionotropic glutamate receptor binding. The transcript is spliced from 9 exons.